CCGCCACCGUCACUAUUAUCAUUCCAUCAAUUCAUUUCAUUCAUCCGUUCGCGCACGCGCGCCACCGCCUGACCGCCUCCGCUCCCUCUCGAUUCCAUUCCAUUCCAUCCUCGCUCCUCCAUUCCUGGAGGUCUCCGCCAUUGAUUGCUCGAGGGAUUGGGGACGGGGGAGCAAGGAUGAUGAUGACGCGGGCGUCGAUGGGGGCGAUGGACGCCGCGGCGGUGGACGAGGUGGUGCGGCGCCUCGUCGAGGGCGGCCGCGGCGGGAGGCAGGUGCAGCUGUCGGAGGCCGAGAUCCGGAAGCUCUGCGUCGAGGCCAAGCAGGUGCUGCUCUCGCAGCCCAACCUCCUCCGCAUCCACGCGCCCGUCAAGAUCUGCGGUGAUAUUCACGGUCAGUUUGUUGAUCUUUUGAGGCUAUUCGAUUUGGGUGGUUAUCCUCCAACUUCAACUUAUAUUUUCCUUGGAGACUAUGUGGAUAGAGGCAAACAAAGCUUAGAAACCAUAUGUCUGCUUCUGGCAUACAAGUUGAAGUACCCUGAUAAUAUAUACCUUUUAAGGGGAAACCAUGAAGAUGCAAAAAUUAACAGAGUUUACGGUUUCUAUGAUGAAUGUAAAAGGAGAUUCAAUGUUCGACUAUGGAAGAUAUUCUGUGAUUGCUUCAACUGCUUUCCUAUGGCAGCGCUUAUUGAUGACAAAGUACUAUGCAUGCAUGGUGGCCUCUCACCCGAAUUGAAUAGCUUGGAUCAAAUCAAAGAUAUUGAGAGGCCUACCGAAGUUCCUGACUAUGGUCUUUUGUGUGAUCUCCUUUGGUCUGAUCCUAGUCCUGAUACAGAAGGGUGGGGGGAGAGUGAUAGAGGUGUUUCUUGCACUUUUGGUGCAGAUAAGCUUGUAGAAUUCUUGGAGAAGAAUGAUCUUGACCUUGUAUGCCGAGCUCAUCAGGUGGUAGAAGAUGGCUAUGAGUUCUUUGCAGAAAGAAGAUUAGUCACGAUCUUUUCAGCUCCAAACUACUGUGGUGAAUUUGAUAAUGCAGGUGCUCUAUUGAGCAUAGAUGAAAGCUUAAUGUGUUCUUUUCAGAUCUUAAAGCCAAAUGAAACAGGUGCACCACAUUCAAGGAAACCUCUUCCAAACAAGACACCAAAAGGAGAGAACGUCUAACUUGUAUUCAGUUACCUAGUCACUAUUGUUGUCAGCUCGAAGGGGGUGAUCUUGUUAUGUCUCGGAUCCACCAGGGCAUGGCAUUAGCGUUCUACACCGCUCAGCUGAAUUUGUGUGGACUCAGUCAGCAGCAGUUACAUUCUUCUGUACAGCUGCAACGUUUCUAACUCGGGCAUAUCGUGUGUUCCUAACUUCUCUAUAGUUACCUCGCCACCACUGCAAUGUUGGUGUGGUGGACAGGGCACUUUGUUGGGUGCAGUAGUGUUUUUUUUUGUUAGUUUUUUCUAGUAAUGUUCCUUUGCCUCAUCUCUGAGUUUUAUUUGCCUUUGUAUGUUCUUUAGGCUAUUGGAUAUAUACAUCGUACAAUUGUGCAAUUCUAUUCACUUCCACGUAAAUGUUUUUCGUGUAUCAGAUUUGUUGACAUAAGAUCAAUGCUUACUGUAAGAAUCACCCAUGUAUGUGGUGCAACAAUGCC
Setaria italica (foxtail millet) is the source of this 1629-nucleotide messenger RNA. RefSeq names its product serine/threonine-protein phosphatase PP1. Gene Ontology annotation, cellular component: cytoplasm; nucleus. The record is from RefSeq and is a predicted model, not a curated record. Lineage: Eukaryota; Viridiplantae; Streptophyta; Magnoliopsida; Poales; Poaceae. The transcript is spliced from 4 exons. Bases 177 to 1154 code for a protein of 325 amino acids. Gene Ontology annotation, molecular function: protein serine/threonine phosphatase activity.